Trypanosoma grayi is the source of this 5979-nucleotide messenger RNA. RefSeq lists its product as hypothetical. Gene Ontology annotation, biological process: protein phosphorylation. The record is from RefSeq and is a predicted model, not a curated record. Gene Ontology annotation, molecular function: protein kinase activity; ATP binding. The transcript has a single exon. The coding region runs from base 1 to 5979 and encodes 1992 amino acids. Lineage: Eukaryota; Euglenozoa; Kinetoplastea; Trypanosomatida; Trypanosomatidae.
AUGAAGCGCUUUGCACACUUACAUUUGCCGGACAGUGAUAGUGACAGUGAGGAUAAGGGCCGGGUUGCUGCGAAACCCGCGAUCAGGGAAGGCUCCGAGCUGCAGCAGGAGUCACAAACUACGCCGGCUCAUUCUGCACCUGUUGCUUCAGCUUACUCUGUCGGAGAGGGCACGGGGCCACAGAAACAACAACAGCAGCAGCAGCAGCAGCAGCAGCAGGAAAACCAGUUGGAGGCAUCGUCUCGAAGCGUCAGCUUCCGGGUCGAAUCCAUAACAACGGCCUUGUCGCCGGGGAGAAGUGCAUUGGCUAUGACGCCGAAAGAUUCGCUGCCGCCCUCCGAUCCCAUUGUAAGAGCCUCAGUGAGUAUGAGGGAACGGAUACCGGCACCACCACCUCUAUCGAAAUCACCGGAAGAGGAGGUGGUAGACCCAGAAAAGGAAAGCAAUAGUGCUAUUGGCGAGGAUAAAGAAGUGACAGUUGAAUUAGAAACCUCCUGUAGACACCGUGUGACUAAGAGUGAUUGUGGGGACUUGAAUGUUGUUGAUGAGCCGCAUGCAGUGACAGAGGUGCCCGCUGUGAGGACUGUGUCGAGAACAACGGUGAAAAGUAUCUCAGUUUGUCAGAGCGCGAAUACCUCCACUCUGGAGAUGCCGACGCCGCGCUCGUCACGUGCUACCAAGUCGGAACGGUGGCCUCCUUUGCGGGGAAGUGUGCGGUGCGGGCUAACAGCCGACGGUCGUCAAACGUGGGUGCUCGUAUCCCCACGCCUUCGUGCGCAACCACAAGAGCAACAACAGAAGCAGCAGCACGCCGACGCCACGCAAGAGGCAUCUCUUACGUGGGUGGAAAAGGUCGUUGCGCCUCCGCCGAACCACCUUCCGAGGCGUGCGCUCGAUAUCGUUGCGGCGGUGCGGUUCAACCCAGGCCCUGGGGCCGCAUAUCCGCAGAGACACCCCAGCCCACGUGUGGUACCUCCUGCAAGUGGCAACCGCGCAAAGAGUCCUGCACGGCAGGAAAAGGUGCCACGACGCUUUGCUGUUCUCCCCGCGCCACGAGAACAACAGAAGAAUGUCCGGUGUGUCACAAGACAUAGCAACGACAUCACAGGCGUUUAUGAAGUUGGUCAUGAUGCCAAGGACCGUGGGGUAUGGGCGUUGCUGCGAAAGUGGCUCCUGCGUAAAUACAAUCGGGUUGAUGACGACUCACUCUGCGCGGAGCGCGAUCUCGCUGCGGCGUUGCAUGUGCGACAAAAGGCACUUGUUUCCGCAGCAGAGUCGCUACUCAAAGUGCUGCAGCCCGCGCUCACAGGUGAGGCAGGUGCCGCGACAUCGUCUUCGCGACCGUUUCCCCUCCCAAAUGGGUGGCGGGCGGUGCGCAGCAUGUCAAGUGCAUUGACGGAUCCACUUUUAACCGGGACUUCACGCUCUAUGCGCCGCAUCAGCGAACUCGCUUUUGAGACAGACAAUGGAGAAGACACGAUGUCGUUUGAGGUGUUCUCAGGAACAGAGGUAUCAAACUCUGGCCGCUUCAUGGUGGCUCAGAAGGAGCGGGACUCCCCGGCGGCCCCCAGUGGUCUUGGCAAUGAGGACGACGUGGCUGUCGAAGAGGUAGACUACUUGAAAGCCUUCUUCCACCUCGAGCCGCUCCCCCUCCAUGACGUGGAAGAUGCCAGUGGAUACAAUGGCUUUCUUCUUGGAGAUGGAAGUGCUGCUGUGUCUGGUGUAUCCCCACCAGGCACGACCUUNUGUGACGAGCCAGUUGGGCAGCGGCGGAAUAGUGUAGGAAGCAACAUUACUCUCUCACGCCAGCAGGGGCGGGAGGCUGCAGGGCUGUAUGGCCUGUGGUGUACAGUAGAUCCACUGAUGGAGAAUAUGCCAGACAAAUCGCAAUCACCGAUAACCGCGCGCAGCGGCCAAAAGAAACGACCGGAUGUCCAAGCACCACAGUGGUGCAUGCAGGUGUGUGGGGGUGCCGCGCCGCAACGGUAUCACCAACCUGUGCUCUCCUUGGAGAGCUCUGUCGAUUGCUUGAGUGUCACUUCCAUGUCUACUCGAAAGGGGGUUGCACAUUUCGAGGCUAUGUUUUUUCCACAGCCACCUGACGAUCCUUUGAGCAGGUUUAGCGUUAAUCAUGUGGAGGGUGCCGGUUCUGCAGCCGCUGCAGCGACCACAGCUCCCAUCUAUUCAAUUCCUCUUACACCUCAGAUCCUCAGUCCAGCUGAAGCCGCACGUUAUAGGCGGGUGCUUGUGCAGCAAAAGCCACAGACUGUAUUGCGACUACGAGAUGAAGAGCAAUUUGUUUUUGACAAGCACGUCAUUAAAGACGAGCUCUUUGUCCUGCUUUCGCGCGUCACGGUGAACACGAAGCAGAAGUAUGCACUCAAUGUGAUUGUGCAGCUUCUACCUUGUAGGCGUGUAGGCACGGGCGCUGAUGCCGCCAGAGAUUCCAACCUAUCUGCAGCGGAGCUUAUUGAUGUACCGUUGCUUCAUACAGACACGGCGGCAGCAGCCGCACGGAUUGUGCACGGCGCCACACUCACUUUCACCGCCAAAGGUGCUUUUCUCAAGGCGUAUCAGGCGCUGCUGUGGGCGAGCGAAAUCAACAUUACGGACGCCAGCCCUGCCUCUUCCACGCCACGUAAACUGUGCGAUACAAGUGGUGCAUCACCGUAUAUGACGCUGCGUUGUUUCGCAUCUCUUCCCAAAUUGGUGGAGGGUGCUGACACUGGGGUGUUUCAUGAGUGUUGUGUGCAGCACGUGACAUCGGUGCUUCUGCAAGAGCCGAGUUUCUUCAAGAAGUGGCCAUACCGGCUGGAGGACUUUGUGUUGGACGCGUCACCAAGCAGUGGCAGAUGCCGCCCGCUCGCCACAGCAGCGAUUCUGCCGCUCACGAACAUUGCCCUUACACCAGUCGUGGCGUUCGACGAGUACGGUGUCGUUUACCGUGCAGUGCACACACCAUCCUCGCAGGUGUUUGACGUCCGUGUUCUGCCGAGGCAUCGAACAAAACUUCUGUGGUCUGAUGCUGCAGAUGUGCGGGUCGACCCUGACAGAGAUGCGGCGCCAAGACGCGUAAUGGAGGCGGCGCUCGUGCUGGAGUAUGUGUCACACAUGCCGUUUCACAACCCUAUCGCAGCGGUGCUUUGUGAUGCGCACAAGUACUACAUUGUCCACGCCCCUGUUUUCUCGGCGCUCGCGGAAAAUAGAAGCGGUAGUAGCACCGCUGCUGUUACAGCUGCCUGCUCUGUCUCACCAUCUCAGAAGCAGACAGAGCAACAGCAACCCCAGCCGCAAAUUCACCACGGGGUGAUGACGCUUCGUAGUUUCUUGGACAACGUAUUGCACUCACCAAGCACUUCAUUGCCUACCCGUUGGGAACUUGCUCGCCUCCUCGCAGCACAGCUGCUCCUGGCCAUUGUCUCGCUGCACGGGAAGGGCGUCUUCCUGGGUCCCUGCUCCCCGAAGAGACUCAUGGUCCAGUGGAGCCCUUCAGCUACUAAUGGUAUUGCUGUGAGUGGCGGUGGAAGUGACAACGAUGGUACAAGAUUGGAAACAAGAGACUUUCAUCUGCUGAUUCCUUUCACUGGGGUCCAAACUGAUGCUUGGUUGUAUGAACGACAGCAGCCCGGUGUGAUAGAGUACAUCCCACCGCGUUACCUUUUUCGCACCGCCUACCACGCAGCACUUACGGAGCCUGCGACAGGCGGAUGGACAUUUGGGGACGAUUAUUGGUCGUAUUUGUGUCUGCUGUUUGAAUUGUUCGCAAUGAACGGUGCCUCACUCGUGGCGGUGCCACUGCAGCAACAGCUGCAGCCGUCGAUGUCGAAACCCCGCCGUACGGGUAGAGAGGUAUGGCAGCUGUGGAAACAUCUGUUCAAGGUGCCACCUCUGUCUUCCUCUUCAUUCUCAUCUUCCUCAUGCCCGCUGCCGCAUCGACCGAGUGGGGUUACACAUGUCCUGCAGCAGUACGUUCAGUCGCGGGUGGAAGCGUCCAUUUUGCCAGACGUUGAGGAGUGGCGGAUACUGUCAGAACAGCAGAAGUCAGCAACACGCUCGCCACGAACGCAGACGGAGAGAACUGAAGCGAACCUUAAUUCCGGCGCGUCGGGGGCAAUUUCUCUUACUGAUGCUUACGCAGCCGCCUUGCGCUUUAACAUUUCUCCAUUCGUUGUGGAACCGAAGAACAACGGAGACCGCGGCAGCAGUGUGGCGGCGGAAGCAGAAGCGGCACUAGAUGCUUCCCCAACGAACGCCUCCAUGCAGAUACUGACACACCUCUGUAAAACGCUUGUAAGCAUUUCUCUGAAAUCUACUGAGUCAGGUACCGACAAGACCGUCAGAAAGAUGGCUUCGGUUCUUCUCGCCCAUCCGUUCUUUCUGGGCAUUGACUUUACAUCGCUCUUCGAUGGAAGUCACGCUUUGCCGCACGCAGCAUUUCUCUGCAGGAAAUUACGGAGCAAGAAUGUUUUCAAUGAGACAAACACCAACGGUGAUAUGUUGAAUCGGCGAGCCUACUCUCCUAGGACUGGACAGCAGCAGCAGCAACAGCAAUCAGAGACCCGGACCGUCGCGGGCGUACAGGAAACCUACAUACCGCUUCUUUCUCUUCCUACGGAGUAUGAAGGAGGAGGUGUUGUAGGAGUGCCGAUGUCGAAUGGUGGCACCACACCGCCUCGCUCGUCACUUCGAAAUGCGCAUGGCCGCGUGGCGAGUGUCUACUCCGUGAGCGAGCUGGAGGAGCUGAGACGUUUACGUGAACGCGUGCGUUUGGCCGUGAAUAAUACGUCUUCAAGAGAAGCAGUGAUGCCGCGCACCAGUGAUGUGCAAGAGCCGGAUCAACAACAAUUGCAGACACAGAAACAACCGCAGCGUGGGAAUGAUUCACUGAGAGUUCUGACAUCCGCACAAGUCUCUUUCGCCGAGAGAAAUGUGGGAGCGGGAGCGGAGGGAAACGGCGGUGCCGCUUACACUCCCACAUGGCGGCGAUUGCCCUCGCAAAGAGGGAGUGUGGGAGAGAAAUAUGUAGGUGACCGUCACGAUGUGGGUUCGAGAGGACUCAUGGUGCCCCUUCCACAAGAUCUAACCAGCCGUUGCAACGACUACACUGCCUCGCAUCCAGGUCCUACUUUUGUGCUUGCAGACCCACUUCGAAACCACAAAGCCGGAAACAGGAAUCACGAAGAAAGAACUGUUCCGGUGGACGGUAAUGCUGGAGAGGCAGACGAGCGUGACAAGCGAUACAGCUGGCCGGAGGAGUAUCUGCAGGUUGCGAACCUGCAGAAGAAGGGGUCGCCCGCUUCACAACCGUUAUCAACUCCAUUAGAGAGGUUGUCUCUGCUCGCAGAGGGUCCAUCUUCUUAUGCGCCGAAGCUGCACGACCCUGAUAGGGAUAAAAAAGCAAAGGAAGACUUCCUUGUUCCCUCUGAUAGUGAAGGAGAAAACCGACCACACUAUGGGCAGAGGCGUGUGGAACAGCGACGGCACGACCCGAGAGAAUCCUUGCAUUCCCACAAUUCGUAUUGUAUCAGUCCCCAUGCCAACGGACUUGUUGAAAACACUGUCAGGUCAGAGACAAGUGGGCUUUUUUUUACACACAGCCGGAGGAGUGCCUCACGGUCACCACCAUUAUUACAAGGUGGAACAAGCGAAAGGACAGGGUGUAAAGAGAGGGCUGACGACGGCAGUGUGGUACUGGUGCCCUCAGACGAGGAAGAGCAGGUGUUGAGGAUCGAAAGGAUGCCAACCCGAAGCUCCAGAAACUCAUACACUGUAUCCCGCCAAUGGCACAGCAGUGUGAGUCACAGCAGCAGUAGUACAUAUAAAAGUUCCUCGAGAAUCAACUCCAUUUCGAUGCCGUCCAAGUCCAAAGAGGAGGAGCAGCACCAGUUUCAGCUCCGUGAUGAAAAUAUCGAGUGGGAACUUGUAGAAGAUGAUGACAUUGAAGAGGUUGGGAAGAAACCUUUCCUCCGCGCGGUAUGA